This is a messenger RNA of Argiope bruennichi, 5927 nucleotides long. RefSeq names its product rho guanine nucleotide exchange factor 17-like. Gene Ontology annotation, molecular function: protein binding; guanyl-nucleotide exchange factor activity. NCBI's taxonomy places the organism in Eukaryota, Metazoa, Arthropoda, Arachnida, Araneae, Araneidae. The record is from RefSeq and is a predicted model, not a curated record. Bases 656 to 5506 code for a protein of 1616 amino acids. The transcript is spliced from 24 exons. Gene Ontology annotation, biological process: intracellular signal transduction; actin cytoskeleton organization.
AAAAAUUCAUCAUAAAAUAUAAAUACGAACGCGCUCUCAAACUUAUAACAUUAUCAUUCAUAUUGUGUCACUGACUCGAGUCUUUGCUUUUCCAGCGAGAUCUCCUGUGGAACAUGACAUUUUGAUACGCGGAAGCCUGAGCGAUGUCAGGGUUAGGUGAAGAAGAUGAAGUUCGGAAACAGCAUCUUCCUGGCAGGGUGCCCUGUGACGAACGCUCUCCACCCAAUCCGAAGAGGAGAAAGGGCCACCGAGAACCCCUGAUCCUGAAAUAGAAUGCACUAGAGUCCUCAGUCGACCAAAAUCUAAGCGGGACUACGAAACUCUGUCGCCAAAAUCGCGUCAUUUGGAGAGGGUCAAAAAACGGUCCAUGUCCAGAAGCUGCGUGAGCUUGUUGCUUCUCAUGAAUAAGCUGCUUGGUUUCAAAGUGCAAAGGAUGAAGUGUGUUAAAGACAAUGUCUUGAUGCAACGAAAUCUUGGAAGAGAAUAAUCAGUGUUUAUUUUGAAAAGUGGCGAGCUAGAUGGUUGAUUUUUACUCAUGAUUUAACGGCGAACCGAGUAACAGGAACUUCUGUUUGGAAGAACUGUUUGACGUAGGCGAAAGCGGUAAGGGAACUUGAUUCAGGAAAUUAUUAUUGACUCAGACAUUAAAAGUAAAAUGGAAUCUAAGACUUUCGCUUCAAAUCAAAAUGGUGACAGCCUUCAUUUAACAUUUAAUCCUGAAGUCAGAAAAGUAACUCGUCUUGGAAACAUAAAAGACCCACAGAUAAUUAAAUCUCCUUCCUGGCCGUCAUCCCCAACAAUUCCGAGACACGAAAUUAGACAAACCGAACCUAUUUUCUGGACUUUAGGGAGAAGAAAAUUGCCCCACAAAGGAUCUGAUGAAAAUUUCUUGAAAGAAAUUUCACUUUGUGAUGAUAGAAAAUCUGCUGUUGAUGAAUAUGAACAAAUGCGCACUAUACUUACUAAUAUGAAUUUAAAGAAAUAUUACUUACGAAGGGAUUCUAAUCCGAAUUCUUGUCAAAAUGAUAUGCACUUUCCCUUGCGCCGCAGUGUAUCUGUACAGCCUCAAACAAACACAAGUAUAAAUUGUACUGGUAAAAGAUCAUUUCUUGAUGACAUACCUCCUCCACCGAAAACGAAAUCCAUCUUAGAAUUGUCAAAAGAUAAUUUAUCUCAUGGAAACAAUAUCCUUACAAAGGAAAAUAUUUAUUCUUUGGAUUUAAGUCCAGUCAAAAGUUUACAAAAACCUGUUAAUAGUAAACUGAGAGAACUUACCGAAAGAUUGAGGCCUGCAUCUGCACCUCCAUCGCCUCAUAGAGCACCAAAAUAUACUGUACCACGAUCAGCUCCACCUAUGAGUAACUUUUCUUUUUGGAAGGAUCCUUUGCCUAAUGAAAAUUCCUUAAUGUUGUCAUAUAAUAAGUCCUUUAAGGAUCUAUCUUCAGUGGAUUCCAACCAAGAUCAAAUUAUUUCUAAAAAUAAAGUGAGUAAAUUACCGAAACCAAUUCGAAAAAAUAAUAUUGCAAGCUAUGCUACUUUACCUAGAACAAAAGUACUGGAAUCCGCCAAGGAACCAAGAACUUUAGCAAGUUUAGACCUAAAUAUAAAUUUUCAGCCUUAUAGAGAAAGUUAUAAAUUAGCUGAUUCAGAUAUAAAUAAUUCAAAUAGAGAUAGAGAAAAUUUUGGAAAUUAUAAGAAAGAUGUCGAUAAAGAAGAUUUGAAGAGUAAUAGAAAUAAUAAAAACAACUUUCAUGAAUCUGAAAGUGAGAAUCAUGAAGACUUCUACAGUCCUCCCAGAAGCCGAAAAGGAAGUAUAAAAAAUAGCAAUACUUCUAAAAAAGGAGAAUUUGAUUUGAAUUUUGUCAAUUAUGGGUCACUUAACUCUUCUCGAACAGAACGCAGAAAGAGCCUAGACAAGAAAGAUACUGAUGCCUCACAUGUCCAUUCAUCUGAGCCCAGAAAACGCAGCUUAGCUGGUAUAGAGAUUUGCGACAGAGAAAUUUCUUCGAAUAACAAAACAGAGAAAUCUCAUAAGAGUAAUGGAAAAACAACGAACGAGUCAAUGAAUUCUGACGAAAAACGACAUUAUUAUCACUCUGACGGAUCAAAAAGUGUUCCGGUCUUACCAAAUUCUUCGGAAAACCCACUUGAGGAGGAUAUCAGAACAAUUGCUAGACUUUUGGAUGGAAAAGAAAGUCUCUUCUUAAAACUCAUACAGUCUUCCAAAAUAGAGAACGAAGCCUCUAAGCAGGCAAUAAACUCAUAUCGAGAGGCAAUCUCUCCCAAACCUGGUGAGAAACUUCAAUCAGCUCCAGGCAUAAGCCAAAAAUCGUCAGACCUUCGAAGCAGUGAUAGGAAUAGUCCAACUAGAAUAAGAGCCAUGACUGUUCCUGGAACAGAACCAAACCGGAAUGUGGUUGCUAACCAAAUAUCACCACCACCUCAACAAAAGCGAUUUUAUAAGAAACGGCUUCGAGGACCAUAUGGGGAAAUGCUGGAGCAAGAGAUGAGUAAAUCUUUCAAUAAACCUAGACCUUCAUAUGCCAAAGAUUUGGAUUUUUUAAAAGAAUUGGAUAAUGUUACCCAGAAAGCCUCUUCUUCUGACAAAGAAUCAGAAAGACCAAGAACGUUGCUUCGUUCGUCAAGCCAUUCUUUUGAUGAGACUCAUUCAAUUGUAGUAGAUGGUGCUCCUAAACGGAAAACGAGUGCGAAUAUUCCCAUUGUUAGUGACAAUGAAGAACAUGGAUCGUUACGUGUUCCAUCAACAUCUGUGAGUGGAACGGUGUCUGAACCAACUCUUCAUAUUAGAAGUCACAGUGAUUCAGUAAAAACUUCUAGUGCCUGGAAUGUGGAUAAUCUCAUUUCUAAAGUUUUAAAGCAGAAUGCACAGCAAGAUAUCAGAACGCAUAUUGUUGGCGAGUUGUAUGAAACCGAAUUCUCAUAUGUCGAAUCUCUUCAAAUCAUAAUUAAGAAAUACAUGAUUCCCUUAAAAGGCAGCGAGCAUUCUGAGGAAAUCGAGGGAUCACAAGUGGACCAGAUCUUCUGCCAAGUGCCAGAAAUUCUCAAGUUCCAUGAAACAUUUCUGGAGACACUGAAGAGUAGACUUAGCUACUGGGACACGAAGCAAAAAAUUGGAGAUGUUUUCAUCGAUGUCUUUACAAGAUCUGCCGUAGUUGAUACAUAUAUUAAUUUCAUCAAUAACUGGAAAUCAGCAAGAGAUGCGAUCAAAUCUAUUUCCCUUGCGAAACCAGCCUUUGCAAAGUUCCUUGAGAAUACAUCAAGGGAACAUAAAGGCAAACUUACAUUGGAUGCUUUACUUAUUAUGCCUGUACAGCGUAUUCCUCGUUAUGAGUUACUUAUUAAGGAACUCUUGAAACAUACACCUAUGGAUCAUCCUGAUUAUAAACUUUUAUUGCAAGCACAGAAAGAAGUUCAUGAAUUAGCAGUCAAAAUCAAUAAAGUAGAAAGGGAGGCUUUGCAACUAGAACAAAGACUACAAAGGCUGGGAGAAGUUGAGCACUUAAUUGAAGGCAUUACAGAUCUUACACAAGGAGACAGGAGCUUUAUUAGACAUGAUUUUGUUUUAAUUCCUGGUGGGCUAGGAUUGAAAAAAGAACGAUGUUUGUUCCUCUUCUCUGAUAUGUUGCUCAUAACAAGUAUUAAAAGAAAAGGCGGAGCAAUCAGGAAGACUUCAAUAGCAGUAUCUGCUGCAGCAUGUGGAUCUUUAGAAUCCAAUAAGUAUAAGCUUCUAAUGAGAACAUCCUUACACAAUGUUGAUAUAAUAAAAACAGAUGUUGAAGAACCUUGUGUUAGGACUUUUUUAAAAGAAGUUUCAGGUUUGGAAAGUGACAUUGGAACCCUUGGAAAAAUUUCUGAUAUAAUUGGAUCAUUGCAUUGUGAACAUCAAAUACUAGAGGAAGUUAUUAAAGAUCUUCUAUCAAGCUUAACCAAACAGUUAGCUGAAAAACAAGCUUCUUGCUCACAGCUCAUGCAUUUAGAUCUAGCUAUUAAAAUUAAUGAUGAGGUGGAGAAUAUAAGCCUCGUCUUUCCAAAUCCUGAGCAAAGAAUGACUUUUGAAGCUGCAUUUUUAGAUGCAAAGGAAAAAUUAGAUAAUGCUGCUGAAAAAACUCCAUCCCCUGAAUUCUUGUGUUCUCUUCCUCUACGUAAAACAAGAGCUGGCCUUUUGAUAACUUGUGCUGCAGCAGUUGUAGACACAUGCCAGAAUGGUUUGCCUGAUUUAUGGAUAUGUAGUAGUGAUGGUUUAGUUGGUCAAGUGUGUGUACUUACUUUUCAAAAUGAACCUGUGAUUGCUUCUUCUGUUGCAAUAUGUGAAGCUAGGAUAAUUUGCAUUGCUGCUGUUCCUGGAGUUAGUUCUGGUUCUCUUCUUGUGAGGCGACGUAGCACACUGUUUCCAUAUUUGCCAGGAUUUAAAUUUGAGAAAUUAGAUAAAGGUGAUAUUGACCAAGGAAAAUCUAAAAGAUUUCCUUUAGACAGUGAUUCAGAUGAAGACUAUAUUGAUGCUACAGAUGAAUUUGGUAGUGAAGAUGCAAAUACAUUGCAACCUACUAUGUGGCUAGGUACUGAAGAUGGACGAAUUUAUAUCUAUAAUUGCACUGAUGUGAGGCUCCAGAGACCAAAGUUGCGGCUGUAUCAUUCAACUAGCAUAUAUCAUAUUUUGCAUGUAAAUGAAAGAGUGUUUGUUUCUUUGGCAAAUGGGGAAAUAGCUAUUUAUUCUCGAGAUGAUAGUGGUCUAUGGAAUACAAGUAGUCCUCAUAAAGUUCAAGUAGCAAAUGAAGUUUCUCCUAUAUUGAAAAUGAUACUUGUUGCUGAAAAGUUGUGGUGUUCCACUGUAAAUUCCAUUGCUAUUCUAGAUCCUACAUCACUUGAGAUGGAGCACACAUUCCAAGUUGCACCAGAUCUUGGGAGACAUAUAUCAGAAAUGGUUCUUUCUGACCAAGGAGUUUGGGUUACUAUGCAGAGCAGUCCCGUCAUUCAUUUAUAUCAUUCAACUUCAUAUGAUCAUCUUUUGGAACUGAAUAUAUCAUCACCUAUCACUAAAAUGAUUAGUGCUUAUGGCGAAAUCAUCAAACGGCAUAAACUUGCUUGUUUACGCAUUUCAUCUAUAUGUGUUGAAAAGAAUCUGCUUUGGAUUGGCACAAGUUCUGGAAUAAUUUUAAAUUUGCCCAUACCAUCUUUUUCCUCACCAAUUUCAUCUGCAGAUCUUAUACCAACUAUCAUUGGUAUGCCACAUGGGCAUUUUGGUUAUGUUCGUUUUAUUACCAGUUUAUACGCCACAUCUGGUAGAGAUUCAUCUGCACAUGAAGGACUGAGCAGUUUAGAUGAUAGCUCAGUACCAUGCACUUCUGCUGAUAUUUCAAGAGAUUCCCCAUAUUCUGCUCUGGUAAUUAGCGGAGGUGAUGGAUAUGAAGACUUCAGCAGUAGGGUCUCUGCAGAUACGACUGGUCGUGAUGACAGUACAAAUCACUUGCUUAUGUGGCGAGUUUGAUGUGUUAAACAUGAAUUGAUGUUUAUUGAUUUAAGAGAUCCAAUGAAAGUUUAAAAUGUGGAUCUUUUCAUAACAUGGAAGUUACAGUAGUUGGGUGGAGCCGACUUUGGAUUAGUUUUUUUAUCCUUUUAAAAGCAUCUGUACAGAUUUAAAAAACCAUAUCAAACAAAAUUAAAUAUAUCAAUAAUAUUCAAGUUGUUCGAAACAUUAAAUAUAUAUCAAAAUUCCUGAUUUUAGUACACAAAGUACAUUUUGUAAUUUCUUAAAUUAAGAUUGAGAUUAGAUAUAUGUAAUAUAAAAGAGCUUCAGCACUAGCAUAAUGUCGGUAAAUAACUACAUCAUAAGUUAGAUUUAAAAUAUUUUUGUAAGCAAAAACAAAAUUCAUUUUUAUUCUUAUACCAUCUCAAAGUAUAUAUUUUAA